AUGGACAGGUUAUUCGGCGCUUCUAUUCGAGCCCAAAGAGGCCUAGACGACGCGGACCACCUCGAGCUUUUCCAAACCUUCGAAAACAACCCGUCCGGCGUCAGUGCUGAAGAGCGCAUCUCACUUCUCGAUUUGCCUCCUCCCUCGGUACCCUCACCCGAAGAGUUGACAGAGGAAGAAAUCAAACUCCUUCUUUCUCGCUUGUGGGCGGGGGUCGACAACGAAGAAGCUUUCUAUGUCCAUGCAACUUGGGAUCUGGACCAAGUGUCCAAAGAGCUUUGCGAUCAGGCAAUAGAGCGAAUGGAUCGCUUUCACAGGUCUCCUUUUGAAGGACACGAAAGCGAUGCAUUCGAUAAGGCGUUGGAAGAGCAUCUGCGCAGAGGCAAAGAGAGCAGCCAAAAAAUGGUGUCAACGGGAGGCUAUGAGGCGGAGCUGUAUAGAGCUCUAGAACUAUCGCUUCGGGAGAUCCGCGUUGGCAUAUUGCAAAUCUAUUGGAAGCUGGAGUCUCCUGACUGGCCUACACAAACUGGCGAUAAUAAGAGCUUCCUGGCCGUUCUCGACGUGUUACGCGCGAAAUUCAAGGAACUUCGGACCCGGCCCUUUCUUGAUCAAUACAGCUAUCCGAAAGAUGGUGCCCCUGAAUUGGGAUGGCCUAUUAGGUCCAGCCCAAUAAGGGCCUUUAAAGAGAAGUACGGAAAGAACCUAUCCGAAGGAGUUUCACAAAAUAAAUUUCUGUACCUGGACCAGGAGGCUGCGAACUCGGUCCUCACUUCCGGCGGAUAUUUGGAUAGGAUGUGA
This is a messenger RNA of Penicillium argentinense, 798 nucleotides long. RefSeq lists its product as uncharacterized. NCBI's taxonomy places the organism in Eukaryota, Fungi, Ascomycota, Eurotiomycetes, Eurotiales, Aspergillaceae. The transcript has 3 exons. The record is from RefSeq and is a predicted model, not a curated record. The coding region runs from base 1 to 798 and encodes 265 amino acids.